Fomitopsis serialis is the source of this 2056-nucleotide messenger RNA. Its product is annotated as thiamine pyrophosphate enzyme, N-terminal TPP binding domain-containing protein. The coding region runs from base 161 to 1912 and encodes 583 amino acids. Gene Ontology annotation, cellular component: mitochondrion; acetolactate synthase complex. The record is from RefSeq and is a predicted model, not a curated record. Lineage: Eukaryota; Fungi; Basidiomycota; Agaricomycetes; Polyporales; Fomitopsidaceae. Gene Ontology annotation, molecular function: thiamine pyrophosphate binding; flavin adenine dinucleotide binding; acetolactate synthase activity. The transcript has 9 exons. Gene Ontology annotation, biological process: L-valine biosynthetic process.
GGCCCGCGGCUGCCACGGUGAUGCCGUGUCUCAUUGAUAGUGGCUCAUAAGCUCCAACCCGACGUCGGCUUCUACGUUCACCUACGUACUUAAGGUGAGUAGUGAUUGGACUGUCCGCACAGCUCAUCAUCUGUCCAGCAUUAAACCGACCUUCUUUGCAAUGUCUUCAUCCUCAGACAGCUCGUCGUCCUCGGACACAGCUCCCACGACGCCCAUAUCUCCCACCGACAGUCUCUCACUGUCCAAAAGACCUCUGUACACGACAUCGUCCGUGUUCUUGAAGACACUCUCCGAAGCAGGCGUCACCCACAUCUUCGCCAACUGGGGUAACGACCACCCAGCGAUACUCGAAGAUCUCGAGCGGCAGCGCUCCGAAAGAGGCGGGAAGGCCCUUCUAGAGAUCGUGACAUGCCCGAACGAGAUGGUCGCGCUCAGCGCCGCGCAGGGGUACGCGCAGGUUACGGGAAACCCGGCCGCGGUCAUCGUCCACGUUGACGUCGGGACACAGGCCCUCGCGGGAGCAGUACACAAUGUUGACAAAGGCAAUACUCCAGUCAUCAUCUUCGCAGGUGCAUCGCCAUACACCGUCAGCGGGGAGCUGAAAGGAUCGAAGAACGAAUGGCCGAUGUGGGGCCAAGACGCGCCUGACCAGCCAGCUAUCGUGCGUCAAUUCAUGCGCUUCACCACCCAGAUCAUGAGCGGCAAGGCGGUCGCAAAGACUGUCAUGCGUGCCUGGCAGUUUGCCACUAGUGCACCGAGGGGACCCGUGUAUCUCUGGGCUCGGCGGGAAUCUGUAAUAACUGCACCGCUGGAUGUCACCAAGUGGCCGCCCAUCGCGCCUAGUGGCCUAUCACCGACCGCGGUUAGGACGAUUGUCGAUGCCCUCUCUACUGCCCAGUUCCCCAUGAUCAUAGCCCUAUCGUAUCUCCGCUCCGUCAGCGUUUUCCUGUCAAUCUCCCAGUACUUCUCCAUUCCCUUCAGCCACCCAUACCUGCUCGGCCAGACCUUCGACGGCACGAAUCCCUAUCUCGAGGAAGCGGAUGUCGCUAAUGGAAGCAGGCUUCGGCCAGACGCUCGCGUAUUUGUCGUCGAUGCCGACCCGCUCAAGCAGCAGAUGGGCUGGUCGCACAUCGACGCGGAGCUCAUCUGCAGGGCGGACGCUCAUGUCGCGCUUGGGCAACUGGUCAACGCCAUCCGCGCCGCGGAUGCCGAGGCGGUCGACGAUACCAAGCUGCAAGAGGGACUCAGGGCACGCGGCGAACGGCUGACGUCCCUGCACGACCACUGGAUUGGCCAACUGGUCGAGGCCGAAAGCCGCAAGUCAUUGCCAGGGCAGACGCCGAGCGUGCCAUGCAUCCUCGGUACUCUCCGCGAAGCUGUGAAGGCGCAGACGGUAAGCCAUGGCGAGAACGUCCUGUGGCUGAACGAGGGCAUCAGUAACUGCGGCUUGGUGUGGAACCACAUCCGGCCGGAGAGGCCAGGGCAGAUGUUCAUGUCGGGAGGCUCAAGCCUUGGGUGGGCGCUGGGCGCAGCGACGGGGGCUCGUCUCGGUGCACAGGUGGCGAAGAAGGACUACGAGCUAAUCACAGCUAUCGUCGGUGACGGCACCUACUUGUUUGGCGUCCCGAGCACAGCGUACUGGCUAUCCAGGCGAUACGACGCGUCGCCUCGCUAUUCCAUGUUGGGCAUGCACCCGGACGGACUUGCGAGCAAAGUCUCCGCUCAACAGCUAAGCGUCAGCUUUGGGCCCGACAUGCCCGACUACGCGAGUAUCGCAGCCGCUGCAGGUGGGGCGUGGGGUCGGAGAGUCGAGCGCGCUGAGGAUAUACAGUCGACGCUAGAAGAGGCGGUCAGGGUCGUGGUGCAAGAGAAGCGCAGCGCCGUGGUUGACUUUAUCAUUGAUCAGAUUUAGGGUAGUGGUGGAUGAAUGGUGGACAUAUAUUCUAUGGUACCCAAUCUUUGUACGCGAACAUAUCUAUAGGCAAUGUAUCAAUAGGUUGGAUACGAUUGAAUGGUCAAUACAUGUACUCACGAAGAUACCUCAGUGCUACAUCUG